This is a messenger RNA of Heteronotia binoei (common prickly gecko), 1533 nucleotides long. Its product is annotated as vomeronasal type-2 receptor 26-like. Gene Ontology annotation, molecular function: G protein-coupled receptor activity. Gene Ontology annotation, cellular component: membrane. The transcript is spliced from 4 exons. Gene Ontology annotation, biological process: G protein-coupled receptor signaling pathway. The coding region runs from base 1 to 1533 and encodes 510 amino acids. The record is from RefSeq and is a predicted model, not a curated record. NCBI's taxonomy places the organism in Eukaryota, Metazoa, Chordata, Lepidosauria, Squamata, Gekkonidae.
AUGUUCCAGCAUGCCCUGGCCUUGGCUUUUGCUGUCAAUGAGAUCAAUGAGAAUCCUCAGAUCCUGCCAAAUGUAACCCUCGGGUUCCACAUCUCUGACAGCUACUCUGAGGAAAGGAUGACUUACCGGACCACCCUGGACCUGCUUUUCAAAUCACAGAGAUUUGUCCCUAACUACAAAUGUGAUUCCCAGAGAAAUGUAAUAGCCAUUGUUGGUGGAUUUGAUGCUGCUGUCUCCUUCCAUAUGUCAAAUAUCUUAGGUUUCUACAAGACUCCACAGCUCCACUCACUUCUUCAAAACAUUUCCUUUAAUAAUUCAGCUGGGAGAACUAUGUCCUUUAAUAAGAAGAAGGAAAUGGGGACUGGAUUUGACAUCAUGAACAUGGUCAUGUUUCCCAACAAGUCCAUCCUCCAAGUGAAAGUUGGAAGGGUGGAUGUAGAUGCUCUUGAAGGAAAAGGAUUCAUCAUUCAUGAGAAUAUGAUUGUAUGGCAUAGACAUUUUAACCAGGUGGUGCCCGUUUCUGUGUGCAAUGACCCCUGCCCCCCUGGUCAGCAGAAGAAAAAGAAGGAAGGGGAGAAGUUUUGCUGUUACGGUUGUGCUCUUUGCCCAGCAGGGAAGUUUUCCAGCCACAAAGAUAUGGAUGACUGUUUCACAUGUCCAAAAGAUCAAUAUCCAAGCAGGAACCAGGAUGGAUGCAUCCCUAAAAUCAUAAGCUUCUUAUCUUUUGACGAACCUCUAGGAAUCAGCCUGCUUUCACUUGCUUUUUCUCUCUCCAUGAGUACAACCUUAGUUCUAGGAGUGUUUAUUAAACACAGAGAUACUCCCAUCAUCAGAGCCAACAACAGGGAUCUCACCUACAUUCUCCUUGUCGCCCUCCUGCUCUGCUUCCUUUGCUCUUUGCUGUUUCUAGGAGAACCAAGCAAGGGGACGUGCUUCCUCCGGCAAUCUGCUUUUGGCAUCAUCUUCUCUGGGGCCCUGUCCUGUGUGCUAGCCAAAACCCUCACUGUGGUGGUAGCUUUCAUGGCCACCAAACCAGGGUCCAGCUUGAGGAAAUGGGUGGGGAAAAGGCCAGCCAGCAUCAUGGUCAUCUCUUGCUCCCUCAUUCAAGUAAGCAUUUGUACAGUGUGGCUAGGAACCACUCCUCCUUUCCCAGAUUUGGACACUCAGUCACUGACUACUGAGAUUAUACUAGAAUGUAAUGAAGGCUCUGUCCUUAUGUUUUACAUUGUCCUGGGCUACAUGGGUCUUCUGUCCUUCAUAAGCUUGCUUGUGGCCUUCGUUGCUCGGAAGUUGCCAGAUAGUUUUAAUGAAGCCAAAUUGAUCACCUUCAGCAUGCUGAUGUUUUGCAGUGUUUGGUUGUGUUUUGUUCCAACCUACCUGAGCACCAAAGGGAAACAGAUGGUGGCUGUGGAGAUCUUCUCCAUCUUGGUCUCCAGUGCUGGAUUACUGGUUUGUAUCUUUUCCCCAAAGUGCUACAUAAUUGUGCUGAGGCCUGAACUGAAUAAGAAGGAUCAACUUAUGAGAAAUAAUUAA